Drosophila persimilis is the source of this 1161-nucleotide messenger RNA. RefSeq names its product constitutive photomorphogenesis protein 10. The transcript has 2 exons. The coding region runs from base 57 to 1001 and encodes 314 amino acids. Lineage: Eukaryota; Metazoa; Arthropoda; Insecta; Diptera; Drosophilidae. The record is from RefSeq and is a predicted model, not a curated record.
UAGUGCUGGAAAGCGAGUCGAAGGAAGCUGUGCUGGAAAACGAUUCAAGGGAAGCUAUGUUGGAAAUCAGGCCUCUUUCAUUUCAUGUGCGACGUUGUAAGUCGUUCUGGGAAAAUAAAAAUCACAUUUUCAAUAAUCUGAACGUAAUGGCACCCCGCCGAAGUCCACGUAUUUUGGCGGCCAACCAGGCGUCCCCUGCCGCCCAGCCCUUGGCCCGACGCGCUGCGUUCCUCCGCGCAGUGGAGGCCAUAUCCGCUCCCAGGCGCCGCAGGACCACCACCACUGCCAGCCGGCGCCGUGCAAUCCAGAUCGCUGCCAACGAGCCGCCCGCUGAGGACCCUCCCGUUGUCAACCGCCGCGAGAUUAACCGCGUCCGCGUCAACGCCGUAGUGUAUUUGGAUGGUGUCUGGCACCCCACAACCCGUGAGAACUUCGAGUACUUCGAGAUGUUAUUCCAACAGCGUGCCGAUCUUGAAAUGGCGGAGGCUAUGACCGCUGGCCGUGGACCUGCGGCGCCAGAAAAUGUAAUGGACACUGAAUUAGGCGUACGCCGCCUCCGCAGGGAGAUGGCGAACAUGACGAGCAAUCCGACGGAGGGGUGCACAGUGGAGUUAGUUGACGACUGUAUCUACGACUGGAAGGCCGUUAUUCUCGGGCCCUUGGACACGCCCUACGAGGGCGGCCACUUUGAACUGCGCCUUCACUUUCCGCACGCGUACCCGUCUCUACCACCGGCUAUACUGUUCCGUACAAGGGUGUACCACUGCAAUAUUUACCAGCAAGAUAUCUGCGUGGAUAUUCUGCACUCGGCUUGGUCGCCCGCCCUGACCGUGGAGAAGAUACUUUUGUCCAUCCGGUCUCUGCUGUCGGACCCCAACCCCGAUAGCCCCCUGAACUGCGCCGCUGCCGCGCUGUACAAGACGAACCGCGAGGAGCACGACCGCAUGGCACAGGAGUGGACCGCCCGCUACGCCCAGCCAGUGGACUCAACGUCUGAAUAAUCCCAAACAUCUCAUCCACGGCUACACAGCGUUUUCUAAAUUCUUUGAGAAUCUUUGUUGGUAUCUGUCACUAAACACACAUGAACAUGGGCUACAUGGUAACAUAUACAUACAAUUAUUUUUUGACUGAAAUAAAGGCCUAGGCCAUGAUCACUGAGAA